CCGGAACCAGCCUAAAAACAGAGACUUGCUCUUUGUAUUAAUCAGGACUGGGGGUGAUUAUUGGUUCGUGGCAAAAGGACAUAGUGGGAUCGAUCGCAGCUAUAAGCUCGCGGGUUCAGCCAGAGUGUGCGUCAAGCCUGGAGACUUUGUUGUCAUCAGUUUGGGAAGCGCGCAAAGAGGCACACAUGAGGAGGACGCGUGGCGUUCUGUCGUCUCUCCUUGAGGGCAGCAGUGAUGACGGAGCCGCCUAUAUAAGCACUUCCAAGAUGCUCCUGAUCAGUCUGUCAUGCACUUGCUGCCAACGCUUCCCUAGACAUCGCCUCUGUCCGCGCCGUGCGCUCCUUCACCGCUCCGCGCUCACAUGUAGACUCACGCUCUUCAGCAGCUCAACUCAGGAUUUCUAUCGGAUUUCUCUCUCCACAAUGCGCUUCGAGCAACGCGGAAUUUUAUCACAAGAACUUUGAAAAAGAAGAGUGCCAGAGCGCACAGAAGGCUCCAGAGCGCAGGCAGCAUGUUUAACUGGAGACUAGUGCACGCGGCUGCCUGGAAGUCACUCCACAUGAAGUUGUGAGUAUGAGAGAAAGAGAUCAAACAGGAUUUUCUCGCGGUUAGGGUCACCAAGCAAGUAGCCUACACUCUGGGCGUGGACAAUGGAUACUUUAAGUCUGUCAGUGAACGCUGUAUCCUACACUGUGGCAGCUGAACUCGCCACUACUGAUGACCCGUUUAAUGGACCCAUUAAGAACAUCGCGCCGUGGAACUUCACUAUCCUGGCCGUGCUCAUGUUUGUGGUCACGAUACUGUCUCUGAGCGAGAAUUUCCUGGUUAUGUUUGUUACUUUCAAGUUCAAACAGCUCAGACAGCCCCUGAACUACAUUAUAGUUAAUUUGGCCAUCGCUGACUUUCUUGUCUCUCUCACCGGUGGACUAAUAAGUUUCCUGACAAACGCCAGGGGUUAUUUCUUCCUUGGGAAGUGGGCUUGCGUCUUGGAAGGGUUUGCCGUAACAUUUUUCGGGAUCGUAGCCCUCUGGUCCCUGGCCGUUCUGUCCUUCGAGCGGUUUUUCGUGAUCUGCCGGCCUCUGGGGAACAUCCGACUGCAAGCGAAGCAUGCAGUCCUGGGUCUGCUGUUCGUCUGGACCUUCUCCUUCAUCUGGACCUUUCCUCCAGUGCUGGGCUGGAACAGAUAUACUGUAAGCAAGAUUGGAACCACCUGUGAGCCUGACUGGUAUACAACCAACAUAAUAGAUCACAGCUACAUCAUUACUUUCUUCACCACCUGUUUCAUUUUCCCGCUUGGAGUGAUUUUCUUCUGCUAUGGGAAGCUCCUCCGGAAGCUCAGGAAGGUAUCUCAUGGUCGUCUGGCCAAUGCCAGGAAGCCAGAGCGGCAGGUGACCCGUAUGGUGGUGGUCAUGAUUGUCGCAUUCAUGGUGGGCUGGACGCCGUACGCUGCCUUCUCCAUACUGGUCACAGCUCAUCCAUCCAUUGAACUGGAUCCCAGGCUGGCUUCCAUUCCCGCCUUCUUCUCCAAGACAGCUGCUGUCUACAACCCAAUCAUCUACGUUUUCAUGAACAAACAGUUCAGGAAGUGCCUAAUCCAGCUCUUCACUGGCAUGGGGACUAUACCAGACAGCAACCUGAACCAGACCUCAGAGCGACCCGGAAUAACUGCCGAGAGUCAAACAGGAGAAAUGUCAGCCAUUGCAGCCCGCAUCCCUGUGGGUGGCACUGCAUCGCCCAGGUCUGAUGAUUCUCCGACCGACUGUGGCUCGUUUGCUCAGCUGCCCAUCCCAGAGAACAAAGUGUGUCCAAUGUAACAGUAAACCUCGUCCCAGUAGAUGUCCUCUUACCGUCCUCUGACCCCGAGAGUCCAUUAUAACCUCCUGUGAUCUAGAUGCAGUGUGUUUCUGAAACUGUUCGGACAUUUACAGGACUUUGUUAAUUUCUUGGAGAGAUUGAGGGUGCAGUGUGAACAACAGAGAGUUAACUUUUGAUGGGUUUUCAUAGUGGAUGCUUCUAGCACAUUUUUUAUAUUUCACUUGCAAAUGUAAGUAAGGAUAGAGAGUAAACUUAAAAAACAGUUUUGUGCUCCAGCAUGAUUCAGUAGUUUGUUCAAUAUUUGAUUAUAAAAGAAAAGCACAACAGCAGCGACAAGAACUGUGCCAAAAGAAAUGCUAAGAGAUUUACCCAUGAGCUAAUAUUUGUUUGCUGGACGUUCCUCUGUCCUGAUAUGAGACAAUAUCAUGGAUGUUCUCUUGACCAUCAUUGCACACCUGCGAGUGUGUCACUAUAGAGGGAACUUGAUUUGACUUGAUAGCAUCUGCCUCCAUAUCUCCGUGAAAGAAAGAGAAACCUUGACAUGGGUUAGCGUAGGGCUAGCCAAUGUUUUUCAAAUAACACAUGCAUCCAGCCUUUCAUCUUGUCCUUGCCGUCUCCUUUGAAGCCCUGUGAUGGCGCCUGCAGAAAGCGUUGUUUUUCUGUGCUGUUUCAUUACAUAGGCAACGCAUCCUCCAUUCAUCUCCACGCGUCAAGAGGACGGAGCGGUCUUCUGAAUUUGGAUACUUUUAUUUCAGUUUAUCCCAUGUAGACUUGUUUGGGUCAAAGCUUUCAUCUUUAAUGAAGAUGGUCAAUCGGACUCUGAGAUGCUGUGGUUUUCUGUUGCCUCUGUUGCAGACGUAGGGGGACAACAUAUUUAUGAAGUGCCAGCAUAGGAUCAAGCAACACUCAAUCAUGCACUCAACUACAAGUAGCACAUAUGCAUAAACCACACACACACACACACAUACACACACGUAUAGACGACCAGAUGCACACGCAUGAAGAAAGUAGGCCAUCAUUAGGACCAGGCUUUGGUCCCCAUGAGGACUUCUGGUCCUGACAAGAUCGGUGUUUAUAAUUGGAAAAGGUCAGAAAGGUAUAACGAAAAUGCGCGCGCGCACACACACACACACACACACCACACACACACACACACACACACACACACUUUCUUUUCUUUCUAUAUUUGUGGGUACCCAUCACUGACGUAAUCACUUCACCUUCAAACACCCAUUUAAAUUUGUUGGGUACAGAAUUGUGGUUCCCACAAAACGGUCCGUCCCCACAAGUAAAGUGGAAGUUGUUGGGCCCCACGCAUAUACUAAAACAAGCCCACACACACACACACACACACACACACACACACACACACACACACACACACACACACACACACACACAGAUUGCAGUUCACUGCCUGUAUUACAAUAAGCUUUCUAUAGGCACUGUGAAGAUGUUACAAUGCACCAAUAAAUAUCCUAGCACAAGAGUGGCUUAGCUAAGCAGCCAUGUACAAAAGCAAUGAGUAUUCCCAUCAUUAGCACAGGUCAACAGCAAUAUUAAAGCUAAAUACUGUCACACAGUCGAACACUUCAGUGUUAGCUACAGUAGAUGUAGCAGUGAGUAUUAAAAUGUCUUCUACUUGACUUUGUGGUGCAUGUUUGUUCACUAUUAGUGGAUAUUUGUCAAAACAUUGUUGUAUUCUCUAUGCUGCACAGUAAUUCACUAUGUUGAAAAAAAAAAAGUAAGAGUAUGAUGUCUGUUUGCAAUGUACUGAUCGUGUGUUCAAGUCAUGUUUGGCCAGUCUGGUAGAGAUAACAUUUAGCAUCUUUAACCACAAUGCCUCUGUGCCAAAUUAAUUGUGAUGCCUUGAUUUAAUUAGCAUAACAUCAUGAGACCAUGGUGAGGACAACUGGCAAGUUAGCCUCUAUCCCACAGACAAGUUUCCCAGAAUUGAUUCAUUUUUUAGUUAUCCUUGUUGCUUUGUUGUUAACUAUGGAAACUACAGCCUUUUAAACAUUUUUGGAAUUUAAAGGUGCAUUAAUACAUUUUUUUUGUUUUAGCAGUUGAUAAAAUGGUGGACAGACAAAGCUUGCGAACUAGCUAGAGAAGAAAGCUGAACACAGCAAGACAACUUGACUCCAAACAAAUGCUAAUAUUCCUCUGUUUCUCCGUAUGUGAGUGUAAGUUGGCAACUGUUUGUUCACACAUUUAGCCAUAACAGUGUAAUAUGGUGGUGGCUGUGGAUCUGUUGUUUUGUCAGUAAAUGUACAUUGGAUAUUAUGCUUUACAGGGAUAGUUCAGCUUUUUUUUGACAUAACAUGAUUUAAGUUAUCCACCAAAAAAGUACAUUAAUCUGUGGACAUGUGCACUGGCAAGGAACACUAUGGUUAUAGAUCUCCCAGGGAGCUUCCUCCAAAAAUGAACAGCAGCUGCAGCAAGAAAACAAAAGAAGAAAAACAACCACACACCCCAUUACAUUAUGGUCCAGCUUUCAAGAUCAAAGGCUCCUAUAUGUAGUAAUACACCAACUUACGUCAGCAAGCAAAUAGUUCCUGAGAAGUGUGAGAGGAGAUAUUAGUUCAAGAUGUUUAAUCUCACUGUGUGAGUUAUAUUGUGGCUUGAAAUACUGGUUGCUCAUAUUUGGAUGACAAGGCAACAUCUCUCUGGAGAAUCUACAACCACAGUGCUGCCGUCUGAAGCUAACAUCCAUUCAUCAAUAUCAAGACUCCCACUAUCUGUGUCAAAAAAAAUCCAAACAUUCUGUUCCACUGUCCACACACACUGUCUGCACCAGUUAGAACCAAAAAGCAUGCGUUUUUACCUUCCCCCAGCCUCCCCACUACUUGCACACAUACAUAUACCCUAACACACACACAUACAGUACAGACCCAUCUACAGUUAUGGAUACAGUUGGUGUGUAGGGGCUUUUUGGAAGGGUUUUUGCUUGUCACUGUCAGUAACUUGUGUCAUUUCAGACCCAGCCAGGCCCCCUCUGCCCAGUCUCCCGCCUGCUGGAAGCUCCGCCCCUACACACACCUGUUCCCAUUAACCUAAUCAUCCCCUCUGUGUGUAUAUAUAUAUAUAUAUAUGUAUACACCUCCCUGUUGCGACUCACCAGUUGUCAGAUUGUCUUUGUGCUUUUUGCCAAAAGAGCUGCAGAUCUUUGUUCGUGUACCUGCCUGAUUCCUGCCCCUGACCUGCUUCAUAAUGACUGUACCUGCCCACCCCUUUGUACUGUUCCCUCUCUGGUUUGUAUGCUUUGUGUUGAACUUAUCCAGUGAAGACUUUUACCUGCCAUCAUUGACUCUGUUGUGCUUUUGGGGUCCCAAGUUUCUCAGAACAUGAUAUAGUGACUUCACCUUGAAGAUUAGACAGGAUAUAAAUCUUAACAAAACUGCACGUGUUACAUUUUGGUGCAAGGAUUACAGACUGCACUGCAUGCUGAUAAUAGGAGGGAACACUUCCACCAUGUAUAGAUGGGCUAAAACUCCUAUUUCUCCUAUUUCACCUCCCUGCCCUGAAUAUCAAGCUGCUCCAACUGUCUGUUGUAUUGUAGGCAUGUUGAGACUUGUUCUGCUGUAUGGUUUUGUGUCAUGAAUAUUUCUGUCGUCAGUUUGAUUUACAUGGCUUUAUAGUUCAUAGAUGCACGCUUGUUAUAAAACUGUCUGUAUUAAAGUAUUUUUUUUGAAAAGCAA
Molecule: messenger RNA, 5513 nt
Organism: Seriola aureovittata
Lineage: Eukaryota; Metazoa; Chordata; Actinopteri; Carangiformes; Carangidae
Gene: valopa
Product: vertebrate ancient long opsin a
Exons: 5
Coding region: 651-1814 (387 amino acids)
Biological process (GO): G protein-coupled receptor signaling pathway; visual perception
Cellular component (GO): photoreceptor outer segment; membrane
Molecular function (GO): G protein-coupled receptor activity
Source: RefSeq, a predicted model, not a curated record